Uloborus diversus is the source of this 2948-nucleotide messenger RNA. It is a transcript of the gene oxt, whose product is annotated as xylosyltransferase oxt-like. Gene Ontology annotation, cellular component: membrane. The record is from RefSeq and is a predicted model, not a curated record. Gene Ontology annotation, molecular function: protein xylosyltransferase activity. The transcript is spliced from 13 exons. The coding region runs from base 39 to 2948 and encodes 969 amino acids. Gene Ontology annotation, biological process: heparan sulfate proteoglycan biosynthetic process; chondroitin sulfate proteoglycan biosynthetic process. Lineage: Eukaryota; Metazoa; Arthropoda; Arachnida; Araneae; Uloboridae.
UUCAAAAAAUAUAAAUUUUGCAGUCUGCAUAAUGGGCGAUGGCUACAUUAAAAGUGCUUUCAGUUUUGUUUUGCAGAACAUACCGACUUUACUUCGUUAUUUUCGCGGCUAUUCUAAUUCUUCAAAUUUUGUUGGCUUUCAGUUUUUAUAAAAUACAUAUCGAUGAUGGAAAAAUUCUUGUUAAAUCUUCAGAUGGGAGGAGUAAUGUAAAUAAGAAAAUUAUUGAUAAAGAGCUGAAGACCAAAAACCUCCUGAAUGAGCCGGGUAUUGAGAAGUACAUUUAUGAUUAUUUGGUAGAUGAUGAAGAUCGACAAAGCAAUGUCAUAGAUAAGUUUCUUAAAGACAGUAGUAGUAGAAACAUAUCACCAAAAGAUUUUGAGAAGCACAAAGUCAUUGAUAUUGUUGUGCCUGCAGAGAAGGAUUUGAAAAAUCUUAAAAUAUUGCCUGGCAAAAAACUUGUAGAAAAUAGUCUGAAUGGUUCAAGAAAGUUAGAAAAAACUGAUGGAGUUCUUAAUGUAGACGAGUUAGAUUUUCAUCCUUGGUGCAAUAUUACUACUAAAGAAGCUGUAUCUGCCAUCCAUCGUGCCACAACACAAGCUUGUAAGCAUGAGAUUGCUAAUAUUACGUGCCUUAUGCAGCAAGGGAUGCUGUAUCCAAAGAGAUUACCUCGUUAUUGUCCUUUAAAAGGUGGAGUGCCAUAUUCUCAUAUUGGAUGUUUCAGGGAUGAUGCACAAAAUAGAUUGUUACCUAAUUUGUUUAGAAAAAUUACCCACAAUUCUCCAGUCCGAUGUGUUGAUUUGUGUUUGCAAUCUGGUUUCCAAUAUGCUGGUGUGCAAUAUAGAAAAGAAUGUUACUGUGGCAAUACAAGACCACUUUCAGAAUUUAAAGUAAAUAAUAGUAUGUGCAAUAUGCCCUGCCCCAAAAACUCACCAAGCACUUGUGGUGGAUAUUUUACUAUGAAUGUCUUUCAUACUGGUUUUCCAAAUAUGGUAAAGCCUGAGCCAAAGCCUGCUGUGCAAGCAUUAGGAUCUAAUUCAAUCAGAGUUGUAUUUCUUUUAACUGUAAAUGGUCGUGCCGUCCGUCAAGUUUAUCGCCUUAUCAAGUCACUGUUCAAUGAAAAACAUUACUUUUACAUACAUGUUGAUUCACGACAAGAUUAUCUUUAUCGUAAACUGAAAAUUUUAGAAAUGAAUUUUCCUAAUAUACGUUUGUCAAAAGUCCGUCUAUCUACCAUUUGGGGUGGAGCCAGCCUGCUACAAAUGUUGUUAGUUUGUAUUUCAGAGUUAUUACUCAUAAAAAAUUGGCAUUGGGAUUACAUCAUCAACCUCAGUGAAAGUGAUUUUCCAAUUAAAUCUCUGUCAUCCCUUGAAAAAUUUCUAAUUGCAAAUAAUGGGAAGAAUUUUGUUAAAUCACAUGGUCAAGAUACACAAAGAUUCAUUGCCAAGCAAGGACUUGACAAAACUUUUUACGAAUGUGAUACUCAUAUGUGGCGUUUGGGAGACAGAAUCCUACCAUUUGGAAUACGAGUGGAUGGUGGAAGUGACUGGAUUGCCUUGCAUCGCAGUUUCUGUUCAUAUGUAACUCAACAAAACAAUACUCUUCUGCAUGGCCUUAUGACUGUCUUCCGUUAUACAUUGCUCCCUGCAGAGUCUUUCUUUCACACUGUUCUUCAAAACAGUGAGUUCUGUGAAACUGUGAUUGAUAAUAACUUACAUGUCACAAACUGGAAAAGAAAGCAAGGAUGUAAGUGUCAGUAUAAACACAUUGUUGAUUGGUGUGGGUGCUCACCAAAUGUUUUUAAGCCUGAAGACUGGCCAAGACUUCAGGCUACUGAAGACCGUCCAUAUUAUUUUGCCAGAAAGUUUGAACCAAUUGUAAAUCAGCAAAUCAUAGAACAGGUGGAAACAUGGAUUUAUGGUCCAAAGAAAAGUGUCAUUAAUUUAGACAGCUAUUGGCAAAAUGACUAUCAUUUCAAAGACAAUUCACCACCUGUAGAAGAUUCUAAAGUCAGUAUGUAUGAAAGUUUUUCACGUUUAGGAUUAAAACAACUUCAAACUGCCCAUAGAGCUUGUAAAGUCAAGUUCCUGUCUACUUUAGAAGCAAAUUUAUAUAAUGUAAAUGAUGUUUUUAAGGGAUUACUCAUAAUGUAUGAAGCUCAAGCCCUUGGUGUUGAUAAACCAGUAAUAUUAGAAACUCAAGUUCGGCCAAUUCAACACUAUAUUGUACAUAAAAGUGUAGGUCCAACAGGAAGACUAAAAUUUUUGCAGGUUGGUUCUGAAUACGAUUUAAAAGAACAAUUAUUUCGAAACAUUGGCCGAAUAUUGGGUCCUUUCUCAGAACCUGGCCUGAUUCACAAAUGGGGGCCUGGACAACAAUUCUCUGCAACAUUUGUUUGGGUAGAUCCUACAAAUACUGUAGCUGGAUCAUAUGAAGUCAAAAUUGAUGCUGGAAAUCAGGUAUUAUACCAUAAGCCAACAUUUCGACAGCCUCUUCUGCCUGGUACAUGGACACUGAAGCUUCUUUAUUCAUGGGAAUUAGUUGCAGAAACCCUCUUUCUUGUUAUCCCUCUGUCUGUUUACAGUGCCCAUCCCAUUUCAAGUGAACAAGUAAAGUUUCUUCACAAUGGGCCAGGUCAGCCAUAUGUGGAUCAUGACUUUACGAACGUUGAAGCUGUGCUUGGAUUUACUAACAAAAGCACUUUGUUAAGGCAAGCUCUUGCUAACUCAAGGCGAUAUGGUAAGGAUCUCAGAGAAUGGACCGAUUCUUUAGUUGGAAACUUCUGGAGUGUUCAAGACACUUGUUUUGUGAAUCAGCCUCAGCAUCCUACUGGAGGAACAUUGUGUUUAGAUUUAGAACUAGAUCCUUGUCACUUAACCUCAUGGAGUUCACUUUCAGCUGACCCUAAGUCAACUAUCAGUGGUGUGAAUGUAAAUACCAGAACCACAUGA